This is a messenger RNA of Diplodia corticola, 2478 nucleotides long. RefSeq names its product tsr1 ribosome biogenesis. The transcript has 2 exons. Gene Ontology annotation, biological process: endonucleolytic cleavage of tricistronic rRNA transcript (SSU-rRNA, 5.8S rRNA, LSU-rRNA); maturation of SSU-rRNA from tricistronic rRNA transcript (SSU-rRNA, 5.8S rRNA, LSU-rRNA); ribosome biogenesis. Lineage: Eukaryota; Fungi; Ascomycota; Dothideomycetes; Botryosphaeriales; Botryosphaeriaceae. Gene Ontology annotation, cellular component: preribosome, small subunit precursor; nucleus. Gene Ontology annotation, molecular function: U3 snoRNA binding; GTP binding; GTPase activity. The coding region runs from base 1 to 2478 and encodes 825 amino acids. The record is from RefSeq and is a predicted model, not a curated record.
AUGGCGCCCAUGGAAGGCCACCACCAUCGUAGCACCACCAAGGUGUCGCAAAAGCCCUACAAAUCCCGCCAUGCCAGCAAGAGCGCGCUGAAAGAAAAGAGCAAGGGCAAAAUCGACAACGGCGACCGCGGCGUCCGGCGCACGCCGCACCAGCAGGUCAUGUCCAAGUUCGACCGGCGCAACCAGGCGAAGCAGAAGCGGGUGGGCAAGCAUGCGGAGCACGUCGAGGCGACCAAAGUGUUCGCGGGGCGCGACGGCGCGCCGCGCGUCGUGGCCGUGGUGCCGCUGACCGACGACGGCUCGGCCAGGCUGGCGGUGCGCAGCCUCAGCGGCGCGCUCGACCUGGCGACCGACGUCGACGUGCCCGAGCGCGGCGCGGUGCGCGUCACCGUCGAGCGCUUCAAGCAGAAGGUCCAGUACCUGCUCGUCGGCAGGGACCUGCUCGCCGCGCUGGACGCGUGCCGCGUGGCGGACUUCGUCGUCUUCGUCCUGUCGGCGGAGCAGGAGGUCGACCACCUGGGGGAGCUGAUGCUGAGGAGCGUCGAGAGUCAGGGCGUUUCGAACGUUUUGGCUGCCGUGCAGGGACUCGAGUCGGCCGAGCCUGCGAAGCGUCGCCCCCAGAUUCUUGGGUCGCUCAAGAGCUUCAUCACGCACUUCUUCCCGGCACAGGAGAAGGUGCACUCGCUCGACAACAGGCAGGAGUGCUUGAACCUCAUGAGGUCGCUCUGCACGAGUAUGCCGAAGGGCAUAAGAUGGAGGGAGGAGCGCAGCUGGAUGGUUGCGGAGGAUGUGAGAUGGCCGAGCGGCAAGGCCGCCGUGACCGAUGAGGAGGCGAAGGGAGAGGUUGUUAUUACUGGUGUUGUGCGAGGCAAGGGAUUGAAGGCCGACAGGUUGGUGGAGGUGGGAGACUGGGGGACUUUCCAGAUCGAGAAGAUCACCGCGGCUCCCCUUGAAACGCGUAAGAAGGGCAAGGGCGAUGAUAUGGCCGUCGAUCUGGAGGGCCAGGAUACCGUUUUGGACCAACCUACCGAGGAUCAAGACAACUUGGCCGAUCUUGCGCCAGAAGAGGCGGUCAUGGAGGAUAUUGACGACUAUCCGGUGUCUGUAGCGCCCUCCGAACGCAAGGGUGUCCUCCUGGACGACCAUCAUUAUUUCUCGGAAGAUGAGGAUGAGGAGGCGAUGCGGCCCAAGAGAAUGCCUAGAGGAACGUCCAAGUAUCAGGCAGCAUGGUAUCUUGGAGACAUGUCCGAUUCUGGGUCCGAUCUUGAGAGCGUUGCUGGAGAGGACGAGGACGAUGAGGAGAUGGAGGGGUCUGCCAACCCAGCCGAUGGCAUGGAGGGCCUUGAUAUCAACGGAAGGGAGCCGACUGAAGCUGCACCUUCAGAAUAUCCGCAGUCCGAAAUGUUCAUGGACCCGUCGCCCGAGGAUGAGGCUGAGCAGAUCGAAGCGUACCGCGCCGAGCGCAAGCAGGAGGCGGAAGAUGACCUCGAAUUCCCUGACGAAAUCGAAUUGCACCCGCACGUGCAAGCACGAGAGCGUCUGGCAAAGUACAGAGGCUUGAAGAGUUUGAGAUCGAGUCACUGGGAGACGGAGGAGGACAGACCAUACGAGCCGGAGUGCUGGAGGCGCCUUCUGGAGAUCUCCGACUACAAGGGCGCCAAGGCGCGUGUGACAAGAGAAGCCCUCGUGGGUGGUGUUCAGCCGGGCACCAGAGUCAAUGUGCACCUUCGCAACGUGCCCCUUGCACUUCACAACAAGUACAACUCAGCCAACACCUUGUCUCUUUUCUCGCUCCUGCGCCACGAGCACAAACGGACCGCUGUCAACUACAGCAUCACGCUCAGCUCCGAGCUCGAGGAGCCGCUCAAGGCCAAAGAGGAGCUUGUCCUACAAUGCGGUCCGAGACGGUUCAGAAUCAACCCGGUGUACUCGGCUUCUGGAAACACACCGAACGACGUUCACAAGUGCGAUAGAUUUUUGCAUCCUGGGCGUAGCGCAAUUGCUACGUUCAUCGCGCCAAUCACUUGGGGCUCUGUUCCCGCACUUUUCUUUAAGCGGGUUGUUCCAGAAGAUGAGGGAAGCGCAGACGGCGAGGACACGGCGAUGGAUGCUGAGGCUGACCAGACCAGUGAGGGCGAAGUGCAGCUCAUUGGCACUGGCACUUCGCUGCCUCCGUCGACGUCACGUGUCAUUGCCAAGCGCAUCAUCCUCACUGGCCACCCGUACAAGAUCCACAAGCGUGUGGUGACGGUGCGGUACAUGUUCUUCAAUUCGGAGGACGUGCAGUGGUUCAAGGCGCUGCAGCUGUGGACGAAGCGCGGGCGUAGCGGGUUUAUCAAGGAGAGCCUGGGCACGCACGGUUACUUCAAGGCGACGUUCGACGGGCGGAUCAACCCGCAGGACGCAGUGGGCGUCAGCUUGUACAAGCGUGUGUGGCCCCGGGAGGCGCGUGCACUCAAGGCGGGGGAGGCGCUGUGA